Messenger RNA from Habropoda laboriosa, 1371 nucleotides. Its product is annotated as skin secretory protein xP2-like. Bases 1 to 1371 code for a protein of 456 amino acids. NCBI's taxonomy places the organism in Eukaryota, Metazoa, Arthropoda, Insecta, Hymenoptera, Apidae. The transcript has a single exon. The record is from RefSeq and is a predicted model, not a curated record.
AUGAAAUUUUUGGUGAGUACCGUGAAACUGCACAACCUAAAGAACUCUGACAACAUUUCACACAUUCUCGAUCUAACGAGUAGACCAAGAAAUUUCUGCACCGUUGUAAGGUUUAAUUCCCGUUCGAAAUUCCAGCUGCCCACGAUAUUUCUGGCCCUUUUGGCCACAGCGCUCUGCGAGAAGAAGGCUGCCAAGGAGGCAGAGGCCCAAGAGACCUCUAGCCUAGAGAAGAAACAGGACAAACGUGGUUUGACCCACCUCGAGGGUGGUGGCGGCGGUGAUUAUGGCGGCGAUUACGGCGGAGGAGACUACGGCGGAGGCCACGAGAUCGCCUUGUCCGGAGGAGACGGCGGUGGUUACGGCGGUGGCUACGGUGGAGGCGAUGGCGGUGGCUAUGGUGGUGGCUACGGCGGCGGUGGCGGCUACGGUGGCGGUGGCGGUGGCUACGACGAAGGCGGCAAAGUAAAGGAAAUAACGAUCGUGAAGAGCGUGAAGAUUCCCUAUCCGGUGGAGAAGAAGGUCCACUACCCCGUGGAGAAGGAGGUACCGUAUCCAGUCAAGGUCCCAGUGCCUCAGCCCUAUCCAGUCGAGAAGAAUAUCCCAGUUCCAGUCAAGGUUCUCGUCAAGAUACCAGUCCACAUCCCUCAACCCUACCCGGUGGAGAAGAAGAUACCUUAUCCAGUCCACGUACCAGUGGAGAGGCCAGUUCCACACAAGGUCUACGUGCCACAGCCCUAUCCAGUGGAGAAGAAGAUCCCCUAUCCAGUCAAGGUACCUGUUCCACAGCCCUAUCCAGUCGAGAAACCUGUACCUUACGCCGUCAAAGUGGUGGAACACGUUCCUCAGCCGUUCCCAGUCGACAAGCCUGUACCCUAUCCGGUUAACAUACCUAUCGAGAGACCGUACCCCGUCCACAUACCUAAACCGUACCCAGUACCUGUCGAGAAGCCUGUACCAGUACCUGUGGAAAAGGCUGUACCUUAUCCAGUCAAGGUAGCAGUCGAGAGACCAGUUGGUAUACCAGUCGAGAGACCUGUGCCUGUCGAGGUUAAGGUACCAGUACCUGCGCCCUAUCCAGUGGAGAAACCAGUACCUGUGCCUAUCGAGAAGCCUGUUCCCUACGCGGUUAAGAUACCCGUAGAGCGACCAGUGCCUAUCGCGGUAUCCAAGCCGGUAGCAGUACCUAUUGCCAAGCCUGUACCUUAUCCGGUUAAGGUACCAGUACCUGUGUCGAUCCACAGCGGAGGAUACGGAGGUUCGGGAGGAUCUGGAGGAGGCUACGGUGGAUACGGUGGAUCUGGAGGAUCUGGAGGAUACGGAGGAUAUGGAGGAUUGGAGGGUGAUUAUGAGUCCAGCUUUGGCGGGCACUAG